Messenger RNA from Dromiciops gliroides (monito del monte), 2077 nucleotides. RefSeq names its product neuraminidase 4 (gene NEU4). NCBI's taxonomy places the organism in Eukaryota, Metazoa, Chordata, Mammalia, Microbiotheria, Microbiotheriidae. Gene Ontology annotation, biological process: oligosaccharide catabolic process; ganglioside catabolic process. The record is from RefSeq and is a predicted model, not a curated record. Gene Ontology annotation, molecular function: exo-alpha-sialidase activity. Bases 313 to 1776 code for a protein of 487 amino acids. The transcript has 4 exons. Gene Ontology annotation, cellular component: membrane; lysosome; cytoplasm.
CUGGAGGGAGGGAAGAGACCAGAGCAGAGAGAAGAGAGAGCCAGAGCGGGAGAGAGACCUAAGCUAGAGAAAACCACAGUGAUGGGCAGGGUCUGCUGAGGAGAAGCAUCUGGGCAAGGAUAUCUUACCUCAGUCAAUACCUGAAUGGACUUCGGGGACUUUGGACCUUUCCUUAGUUAGGAACUGGGUGGAAGUCAUCGGGCUUCCAAGGGUCUCCAAAUCAGAAAAAGGACGGGUCUAUGGGGUCCUGUGCCAGGGCCAGGUCUUGGCUUCAAAUAGCAUACAACUCAUUGAGAAAGAAGCUGGAGAGCCAUGAGUAGCCCAUAUUUCCCAGCUCGGACAGUGCUGUUUGAGAGGGAGGAAGGUGGAGUGACUUAUAGGAUACCUGCCCUGCUCUACCUCCCCAAGAGGGCCAUUCUACUGGCCUUUGCAGAAGAGAGGCUCAGCCCUGAUGAUUCCCAUGCAAAUGUGCUGGUCCUGAGAAGGGGGGCCUUCUAUAGGACCUACGUGGAGUGGGGAGACAUGCGAGUUGUGAAGACAGCAUCUCUGGAGGAGCAUCGGUCCAUGAACCCCUGCCCUGUGUAUGAUGAGCUCACUGGUACGGUCUUCCUCUUCUUCAUCGCAGUGCUGGGCAACACCCCGGAAUCCUUCCAGAUUAUGACUGGCAAGAAUGCAGCACGCCUUUGUUAUGUGACUAGUUCAGAUGGGGGCCUCACCUGGAGUGCUGUCACUGACCUGACAGAGCAGGUCAUUGGCUCUGUUAUAGAAGAUUGGGCUACCUUUGCCCUGGGCCCUGGCCAUGGCAUCCAGCUGAGGUCAGGACGUUUGCUUAUUCCUGCUUACACUUACCACAUCGACUGCAAGGAGUGCUUUGGGAAAAUCUGCAAGACCACCCCUCACUCCUUCACCUUCUACAGUGAUGACCACGGUCAGAGCUGGCAAUUUGGGGACUUCAUCCCCAACCUGAAAACUGGGGAGUGCCAGCUGGUAAACGUGUAUGAAGAGGAUGGCAGCAAUGUUCUUUAUUGCAAUGCCAGGAGUCCCCUGGGAUGCCGGGUGCAGGCACUCAGCAUGGAUGAUGGGGCUGCUUUUCUCCCAGGGCAGCUGGUCCGGAAGUUAGUGGAGAGCAACCGUGGUUGCCAUGGCAGCAUCGUUGGGUUCCCAGCUCCUCUAGUUAGGAACUCCUCUCACUUUCUGUCACAAGGGGAGAGAUGGUUUGUUGGCUGUGACUAUUCCCAUUUCCUACAAAAGCUUCAGAGACUUCAGAAGCACAAAGGAGAGAGCCCGGUCACCUCUGUGCAAAAUGCACCCCAAAGCCGCCCCCAACAGAAGAUCUCUGCUGCUGCUGGUGGUUCAGGCCAGACCGCCCCAGGGCCUGUCUCUCCAUCUUCCACCACAUCUCAGACACCUACCUGGGUGCUCUAUUCCCACCCUACUAGCCACAGGUCUCGGGUAAACAUGGGCGUCUACCUUAGUACUUUCCCCAGAAAUGCUGACAGCUGGACCAAGCCCUGGGUGAUUUAUGAAGGGCCCAGUGCCUACUCUGAUCUGGCAGCUAUUGAGCUGCCAUUUUCAGAACCAGCAGCCCCAGGGAUUCCGGCCAUCACUUUUGCCUGCCUCUAUGAGAGUGGGGCCAGGUACGCCUAUGAAGAGAUCUCCUUCUGUCUGUUCACACUCUCGGAAGUCAUUGAGAAUAUACCCAUUAAGGCAAGCUCGCUGAGUCAGAGUUGCCAGGCAGGAAACAAGAACCAUUGGAAAAGCUGUGUGAUUUCCUGAAUAUUCUCCUCUCCUUGUCCUGGGAGGGAGAUCCCAGGACAGCCUUGUCUCUUUAGUCCCAUCUCUAUCGAAAGCCUACAGAAAUGUCCUAACACCACAGAACAGUUCUUGUCAUUCUAUAACACAUCAUCAGCUUUCAGUGGGCACUUGCUGAAGUUGGAAAACUGGUAAAAAUGCAGCUUAAUGUUUUCAACUCACAGUUAGUUUGUUUGAUGGCUUCAAAAUAAAUAUAGGGCUAGCUCCUUUAGGAAUUUGGUUUGCAUCAUUUACCUGAAGGAAUAUCCCUUAACAAAUGAAUGAA